CCACGUUAUAGUAUAUACGUACAAAAAUUGUAUACAUCUUCGCCCUAUUCACUCUGCACUCACAAAUAGCACCUCUCAAUUCAUUGAUUGAAUUCUCAAAUCACAUUCCCCCGAUUGCAUCGCAUCCAAUUAAUCGGACUGUUUCAGAUCGAAUUGUCUCUGCUAAGCUGUUAAUUUUUGUAAAGAAUCAUAAGGAGCCAUGUGGAGAUUCAAACCAUUUGCACACAAAGAACAAACUGGGCUUGAAGGCCGUGUUAUUGACAUAGGCAAUCUCAAAGUUCAGGUUCGCAAUCUAAUUGCGGAGGGUGGAUUCUCCUGUGUUUAUUUAGCUCGAGAUGCAGUAAAUGGCUUCAAACAGUAUGCAUUAAAACACAUCAUAUGUAAUGAUGAAGAGUCCCAGGAGCUAGUGACAAAGGAAAUUUCAGUUAUGAAAACACUCACAGGCCACCCCAAUGUUGUUACUCUUCUCGCUCAUGCUGUCUUUGAUAUGGGCCGCACUAAAGAAGCUUUACUUCUCAUGGAAUAUUGUGAGAAGUCCCUUGUUAAUGUGCUGGAGAGCAGAGGAGCAGGAUACUUUGAGGAGAAACAGGUCCUAACAAUUUUCAGGGAUAUAUGCAGUGCUGUCUUUGCAAUGCAUUGCCAGACUCCACCUAUUGCUCACCGAGAUUUGAAGGCUGAGAAUCUUUUGCUGGGGCCUGAUGGCCUGUGGAAGUUGUGUGAUUUCGGUAGCACUUCUACCAACCAUAAGCGCUUUGAGAAACCUGAAGAAAUGGGAAUUGAGGAAGACAAUAUAAGGAAACACACAACACCUGCAUAUCGAGCCCCCGAGAUGUGGGAUCUGUUUCGGAGAGAACUUAUAAACGAGAAGGUUGAUAUAUGGGCACUUGGGUGUCUCCUUUUCCGCAUAUGUUACUUGAAGUUAGCAUUUGAUGGUGAAUCAAAGCUCCAAAUUCUGAAUGGGAACUAUCGCAUCCCAGAUCAACCCAAGUACAAUACAUUGCUGAUAGACCUUAUCAGGGACAUGCUUCAAUCUUCCCCUGACGACAGACCAGAUAUCACGCAGGUGUGGUUUCGUGUGAAUGAUCUUUUACCAGAUGAACUGCAGAAAUCAUUACCUGAUACGCCUCCGGAAAUGCUACAGAACAGUACUGAUACCUUCACAGGCACGACAAAGCCUGUAAACAAGCCUGUAAACAAGUCUAGUCCAAUGCCUAGGAGGAGUCCUCCUCCUCCCCCAUCAUCUGAAGCACCCCGAAAUGUGUCGUCAGCUCCAGCUAAUUCUAGAAUUGGUGAAAAUGAUGGACCUUUGGGUUCUUUCUGGGCCACUCUGCAUGCAAAAGAUUCAGAAGCCACAGACGAAAAGACCAAGCCAAAGUAUGAUGAAGACUUAACUGACCGUAGAUCAUCUGGAAAAGAGAAGGUCCGUCCUGAUGAGCAUCUUGCCUCUCGUGUAACUCCACAAAAAGAGCAAAGUUUUCGUUCUCCUCUUCAGAAGAAUGUGCAGGGAGAAUCAGUCAAUAGGCCUGGUGAUUACCCAUCUGCGGACUUAAAUCUGUUUCCUGAUAGUUUGAACCAUAAUUCUGAAAGAUUAAAACCAUCCAAAGCUGAAGUUACACCUUCCUUUCAAAAUGAUGCGUUUAAUACUUUUGUGGCUGAAUUCGACGUUAGUAAACAAAGUCCAAACAAUAACCAUCGGAAACCAGAGAGAGAAGACAUGUUAGAGGCUGAGGUUGAAAAGCUGAAGGAGCAGCUUGCGAAUGUGAGUGCAGAGAAAACAGAAGUGACCUCUAAAUAUGAAAAGCUCUCGGCAAUUUGUAAGUCACAGCGACAAGAGAUACAAGACCUCAAGCAUGCUCUAGCUGCAAGAACUCCAUCACAUAGUUCGGAUUCCUCGAGAAACCUAAGUUCUCCUGGAGGCCAAUCAUCUACCACUCCACAGAAUGAGAAGAUAGAAGGUACAGUCUGGGAGCUUCAGGAGGGUUUCUUUGAUCGGAGUUCUCCUAGCCCAGAUUCUAAGCAGUGGCAGGCCUUUGCAGAGGCUCCCAAACCACAGGCCGCAGCAACAUAUAAUACUUCAAAGUCUGUUAGAACGAGAAACGGUCAGCAGAACAAGCAGGCAGGAGGUGAACUGAAUUCAGGUUCAAAUUCUUGGGGAUUUGGAACUGAUAGUUUCAAGGUGGGGGUUCCAGCUGCUGCUAGCUCUAAUAAGGUUAAUGUGCCUGUUGGUGAAUUAAAUAAUUCUCAGCGAUUUGGUGAAUCGAAGAGCAAAGACAGUAAGUUUGAUUCCCAGCCUGCUGGAUGGGCUGGUUUCUAGUUAAUUAAGAUGAGAUAUCACAAGUGAAAUUGAUAUGUCAAGAAAGUGAUACAGACAAGGAAAAAGAGCAGUUGUGUUGCUGGUGUUGAAUAUUUUGUUUUGUAAUAUAUGAUCCUGACACUUAUGCAUCUUCCAUGGUUGCCUUCAAUUUAUUCAGCGAGUGGUGUUUGCACUCUGCUUUGAUCU
Molecule: messenger RNA, 2500 nt
Organism: Salvia hispanica
Lineage: Eukaryota; Viridiplantae; Streptophyta; Magnoliopsida; Lamiales; Lamiaceae
Product: Protein kinase superfamily protein
Biological process (GO): protein phosphorylation
Cellular component (GO): cytoplasm
Molecular function (GO): protein serine/threonine kinase activity; ATP binding
Source: RefSeq, a predicted model, not a curated record